This is a messenger RNA of Paramecium pentaurelia, 497 nucleotides long. Lineage: Eukaryota; Ciliophora; Oligohymenophorea; Peniculida; Parameciidae. The record is from the annotation of a GenBank genome assembly.
AUGUAAUUAUUAUUACCUUAAGAGAAUGAGAUAAAUAUAUAAACCAAAAUUAAAGAAAUUAACUAAACUAAUAAAAUUUUGUAAAAAGAAGAAAAUAAAAAAGUAUAAUAGCACAAUCAAAAUUCAGAAAAACAAUUAAAAGAGGAAUCUACAAAACCUUAAUUUUAAUAAAAUUUUUAAGACAAUAACAGUCACAAAAAGUUAUUCGGGUCAUUGCAAAAAGAAAUUUAAUAAUUGAAAAUAAAAAGUCAGAAUUUUACAAUAAUAAAAUAACUUCUCAAUUUGAAGGAAAAAUAGAUUUAAUGUAUAGAAUAUCAAUAUAAUGAUAUAUAUAAUGUAGUUGUAAAUAAUUUUUAUAAUUUUAGAAUGAUGUUCAAUAAAAUUAAAAUAUUGUCAUGGCUUCAGAAUCUUGUUUUAAUGAAUACAUUUACAGAAGAAGAUAUUAGUUCUAUCAAAUCUUUUAGAUCUAAAAGAAAUCAAAAGAAUAAGAGUUGUGA